ACCCUAAUCCCUUUUUUGAAUGAUUAUUCAUAAAUUAAGCUUGUAAAUGUCAUUUUAUGCUUCUAAUUGGAUGUUCUUUUGAGUUGAUUUUCAUUUUUGUAGCUUACAGUUUGAGAUUUGCUUAUGUUGUAGACUCUAUUAUGGAUGGAAUAUGUUAAUUCUGUCUUUAGAAUAAGAGAAUUAGCAUUUAUAUAUCAAUUGGCUGUCUUACAGGAUAUUGAGUUUUUUUUUAAAAAAUAAUAUUAAAGUUCCUAGCUUUCUGCUCUUUUGGUGAUUCGAACUUAUAAUUGUAGAGUUGAAGGUAGAGGAUGCUUACUAUCCGAGCAUUGAGCAACCCCUUUUUGUUGAAUAGUGAGUUGAAUGUUUAAGUUAGCUGUUUCUGUUAUGGAUGUUUAUUUAUUGGUGAAGCAAUAACAGCAUCAGCCAGCCUUCACUGCUUUCUCCACCAAGAAAUCUGACCAGAAAAAAUCCACUUUCCAGUUUUCCUACUUAUGUUUUCGUGCACUUUUGUCCAGCCAUCUGUUUUUUAUUGCCGAUGUCUAUCGGAAACAGCUCUCUACCUCAGAGGUAGCGGUAAGGUCUGUGUACACUCUACCCUCCAAAGACAAACACUUUUUUGUACGAAGUUUUGUUGUUUCUUAUUGUAAUUAGAAUUGAGAAUUUGAGAAUUGGGUUUUAAAGAUAGGUUCUUUAUGAGAAAACAAUAUUUUUUGAUAGGUUCUUUAUAGUCGAUCUCUUUUUCUGGUAAAUCCAAGUUCCUUUUCCUUCACUGGCAUUCUGCUAAUGUGGCAAAUUUCUUGAUUUAUCUCUUCCUCUAUAGCAGCAGCAUCAGAUAGGUUGAUUUUUUUUUCUUUAUUCGAUUUCCUUCUUUUCUUGAUGUUGCAUUUGCAGAAAUUGACCUCUUAACAAAAAGUUACUGUAAUCAAUGUUUAAUGUGAUCAUCAUAUUUGUUUUACAGGUGACAAAGAGAUGAAGUUUCUAUAAAUUGAUUUUAUACAUGGAGGAGAGCCAUGGCAUUUGCAAGCUUUAAUGGCUCUCUCAAAGAGAUAUGAGGAGGUGUUCUGCUUUUGUUUUUCCUUACCAUAGUCAAGUCUUGUCUUAUCAUCGAUACUUGGGUUCUGUGACAAAACACAUGUCAUUCUUUUCAUAUUCAACUAAUUCUGCAGUUGCAAAGCGUUCUUGCCUAACUUUAACUGCCGCGAGACCUUUUCCAGAUUAUUCGCCUAAAAAACCCUCCGUUAGAGACUUUGAACUUGUGCAGCACGUAUCGACUUCUAUUAAGCAACGUUACUCUGAGCAUGUUCGGCGUGUUUUAAAGCCCUUUGAAUCAAAAAUCAAACCUGACCACAUUGUUUGGGUUCUCAUGACCAUAAAGAAUGAUUACAAACUGGUUAUAGAUUUCUUUGAUUGGUGGUGUCAACGGAGGGACCCGUCAAUUGAGGUCCGUUGUAUUAUCGUGCAUAUUGCUGCUGCACAGAAAGAUGCAAGGAUAGUACAUAGGCUUAUUCAUGAUUUUUGGGCAAGACCCAGUGUAGAUGUGACAGUUUUCUUCCCCCAGUUUCUUGAAAAGUUAAUAUACACUUAUAAGGAUUGGGGUUCUAAUCCAUUUGUUUUUGAUAUUUUCUUCCAAGUGCUUGUAGAGUUAGGAAGUCUAGAUUAUGGAAGAAAACUUUUUGAUAAAAUGUUGCACUAUGGCUUAGUUCUAUCUGUCUCUUCAUGUAACUUUUUCCUUUCACGUCUCUCGCAUGAGAUUGAGGGGCACAAAAUGAUGCUAAAGGUCUUUAAUGAAUUUUCUGAAGUGGGUGUUUGCUGGGACAAUGAAUCUCAUAAUAUAGUGAUCCAUUCUCUUUGUCGGAUAGGGAAAGUUAAAGAAGCUCAUAACUUACUCCUGCAAAUGGAGCUGAGGGGUUGUAUGCCCGAUGUUGUAAGUUACAGCACUGUGAUUAAUGGAUACUGUGCCGCUGGACAGCUUGAAUCAGUGAUGAAGAUCAUCGAAGAAAUGCAAGUAAAAGGAUUGAAGCCAAAUGCAUUUACUUUUAACAGUAUAAUUCUUCUUUUGUCAAAGAGAGGGAAAGUGCAUGAUGCCGAGAAAAUCCUGAGGGAGAUGACUUCCCAGCGAAUCACUGCGGAUAAUGUUGUUUACACAACUCUUAUAGAUGGCUUCUGCAAAACUGGGAACAUAAGUGCUGCAUAUGGCCUGUUCAAUGAGAUGCAGAGUCUUAACAUUAGCCCUGAUUUGAUAACAUAUACUACCCUUAUUUCUGGUCUGUGUCAAACUGGAAAUAUUGUUGAAGCAGAUAAGUUGUUGAAUUAUAUGCUUGGCCGGGGGUUAGAACCUGACGAAUUCAUUUAUACAACACUUAUUGACGGUUAUUGCAAGGCAGGGGAGAUAAGGACAGCCUUUUCUCUUCACAACAAAAUGGUUCAGAUGCAGUUUGUGCCAAAUAUUGUGACUUACACUACACUAGUAGAUGGGCUUUGUAAACUAGGGGAACUUGAAACAGCAAAUGAACUUCUCCAAGAGAUGUGCGGAAAGGGUCUUGAACUGAAUAUUUACACAUACAACUCACUUGUUAAUGGUUUUUGUAAAGCUGGAGAUGUGAAUCAAGCGUUGAAGUUGAUGGAAGAUAUGGAAGCUGCAGGUAUCUGUCCUGAUGCUUUUACGUAUACUACUCUAAUGGAUGCUUAUUGUAAAUUAGGAGAGAUGGGCAAAGCUCAUGGACUACUUCGUCAAAUGUUGCUUAGAGGGCUCCAACCCACAGUAGUUACAUUCAACGUUCUGAUGAAUGGCUUUUGUAUGUCAGGGAUGCUACAAGAGGGUGAUAAACUGUUGAAGUGGAUGUUGGAGAAGGGUAUAAUACCAAAUGCUACUACUUACAAUUCUCUUAUGAAGCAGUAUAGUGUGCGAAAUAAUAUGUGUAUGACGUCAGAAAUUUACAAGGGGAUGCUGGACCAAGGAGUUGUACCAAAUGCCAAUACCUUUAACAUAUUGAUACGAGGACAUUGCAAAGCUAGAAAUAUGAAAGAGGCUUGGUUUUUGCACAAGGAAAUGAUCAAGAAGGGAUUCACUCCGACAUUAGAGACUUAUCAUGCACUCAUCAAAGGGUUUUUAAGGAGGAAAAAGUAUUCUGAGGCGAAAGAAUUGUUUGAAGAGAUGAGAAGAUAUGGUUUAUUGGCAGAUAAAGAAUUUUACUCUAUCUUUGCGGAUAUGAACUAUGAACUAGGGAACUUUGAUUUGGCGCUUGAGCUUUGUGAUGAAGCAGUAGAAAAAUGUCUUACAGACAAGACUGAUAACAGGAAUGCAUGAUGGUUGUCUGACAUGAUUCUGCAUCCUGUAGCUAUUUUUGGAACCAGUGACAAAAAACUAGUUGCCUUGCUCCCAAUGAUGCUAAUCUUUUUCGUGCUGUCAAGUCGGUUCAAGUUGUGUUACUCUGGAGGUGAAGGGAGGACCAAUUAAUCACCUUUAAAACAAUCCCGCUUGGAUCAGAAAGAAGCAUGCAAGCUAGGUGUCGUGGACUUGGAGUUCUACUGCAGUGAAGUAUAGUAGAGUAUACCACCAAUAAAUGUCAAAAAGCACCGGAAACCAGGAGAAGAUUCGUGAAAAGCUGUUGUUUUGAUAUGUGGAAGUAGCGGUUUAAAGAAUGCAUGAUUGUUUAACCCAGUUUAAACUGUUGGAGGAGGAUAGAUGAUAUUCAAUGACUAUUUCUUGAUAUGUAUGAAAUUUUCAAAUAGCUCUCACAUGUUGGUAAUUAUGCCAUAGACCUGGUGGUAUCAGUUUCAGGAGAAGUGCAAUGACUACAGGAUGAAGCUAGUCAAAAGCAGCAGACAGUAAAGAACAAGGACCGAGCAGAGAUCUGCUUUAGCAACGUGACCAUCUGAAGGUGCAGAGGGACCUGGGCUCUCAGCAGUCCUUGCUAUCUCCAUCGAGCAAGUGUAGUUGCAGCGACUUGGACGAACCACUCUGUAUACACCGGUGCUUGUAAAAACAUAGGUAUCCUUCCUGUUAUCCUGUCCAAAUGAGAAUAUGUAACCUAAAGCAGGCAAUGGACUAUUGGGAACUGAGCUGCAAUUGAGAGGGGAAUCAUGAGCACAACUGAAAGAAAUGCCUCUUGCUGUAAAGUUCCCACUGUUAUACGGAUUUUCUUGAGCUGCCCAAAAGUUCUUAGCAUACAAAUCUCCAUAGAGGGAUCAGUCUUGGAGCGAUAAACAUAGCCACCUGAUAUGGCUGCACAUCGAACUUCUUUAUUUAUAUCAGAAUGGCGGUAUCCUAACACUGGGAAGAUGGGAUCCUCGAAAUCAUCAGCUGAAGCAUUUUUUAAGCGUAAAGGACCUUCAUACAUGCUCCAUCCAUAGUUUCCCCCUUUCGUGAUGAUGUCAACUUCUUCAUACUGAUCCUGCAUGAUUCAAAUGAUUUUCAGAAACUCACGUCAAGAUACCAGGUAGCAUGUUAUGUCUGUUGACAAGAUCUUAACCAACAGAGAUAUAAUAGGUCUCAACAAAAAUGAGAUUGUCAUUGAACCUGGCCAACAUCUGCACAGAUGAAGUAAGAAGGCCUUUCUGAAUCAAAGCUACAGCGCUAAGGGUCUCUCAGUCCAAGCGCCCAGAUUUCAGGCUGCAAAUCCUUAUUUUGUGAAUAAGGAUUAUCUCGAGGAACCGAAUAGUUACCCCAAUAUCCAAGGUCUGCAACAUAUGGUGCUUGCAAUGAAACCUUUUGAAAUGGAGGUGGUAACGUAAUUCAACAUGGUAUCAGAGCUGGUAUAAGCCCGAAAGAAUCAGACCAACAAAGAUUGGCUGUUUAAGAACACAAUUGAGUGAAAAACCAACCAAUGAUGGAUUUGGUGCAGUCCCAUUAGCACUUAACUCUGCAACAACAGAAUGGUAUUGGCAUGGCUGCUUAUAAUAUAAUUUUUAGUUUUAAUUUUUUUGUUUGACUUUCUUUUUAGUCUAUUUCAAGAAGAUAUCACAUUAUGCAAUUCUUUAAUUUUAAACUUUUCAUACAUUUUAGAACACAACAUUUCAUUACAUUCUAUAUAUCUAACUGUAAAAUUCAAAAA
Molecule: messenger RNA, 5054 nt
Organism: Solanum pennellii
Lineage: Eukaryota; Viridiplantae; Streptophyta; Magnoliopsida; Solanales; Solanaceae
Product: pentatricopeptide repeat-containing protein At1g05670, mitochondrial
Exons: 5
Coding region: 1049-3307 (752 amino acids)
Molecular function (GO): protein binding
Source: RefSeq, a predicted model, not a curated record